AUGUCGAACGCGAAGAUCAUUGGUUAUCAAAUCCUCGCUGGUUUCGGUAUCGGUUUGAGUUUCCAAAACGUCCUCAUUGCCGUACAAGCCGAGUAUCACGAUCAACCUGCCCUUUUGCCCCAAGCGACUGGUGUUGUAUCCUUUUUCCAACUUACAGGUGCCGCUAUCGGUAUUGGAAUCAUCAACACUGUUCAAUCCGUCUUCCUCAACACAGAGAUUAAGCGACUCGCACCCAAUGUGGAUUUCGAAUUGGUUCGACAAUCGGUUGCGGCCAUCUUCACUCUGCCCGUCGCGGAACAAGCUCCAGUCAUUGAAGCUUACAUCAUCAGUAUCACCAAAUCAUUCAUCCCUAUCAUCGCUGCGUGCAUUCUCGCCUUGAUCUUUGGUGCUUUCAUCAGAAACCACAAUAUGAUUGCAAAAGGCGGAGCCGGGGGUGCUCACGCUAUGUAA
Kwoniella shivajii is the source of this 450-nucleotide messenger RNA. RefSeq lists its product as uncharacterized. The transcript has a single exon. The record is from RefSeq and is a predicted model, not a curated record. Gene Ontology annotation, cellular component: plasma membrane. Gene Ontology annotation, molecular function: transmembrane transporter activity. NCBI's taxonomy places the organism in Eukaryota, Fungi, Basidiomycota, Tremellomycetes, Tremellales, Cryptococcaceae. Bases 1 to 450 code for a protein of 149 amino acids. Gene Ontology annotation, biological process: transmembrane transport.